ACGCAGUGACGAACACAAAGUUUUAAGUUACGCUUACCGACAUCAUCGAGCCUGUAAAAUACCGUCAGCUAUGCAGCGAUAUGCUUGCGGUAGUGGCCUACAACAGCGCACAGUCGCGCGGCCCUGCAUACGACAGCAAUCAUGCCGCCCAGCGCGCGCGCUGGUGCGACCGUUGGCAUAUCGGACCUCGGCAAGGGAGGCUGGCCUUACGCCGGAGCAAGUGAAGGCGUGCCAGAAGAAGUACGAGGACGAAUACAAUGCCGUAUCCAGUCGGCUGACUGGCGUCGUCCGCCGAGCCGUCAACGCCUCAGUCACCGACGUGCUCCUCCGCCAGCAGGCAGCCCAUCAUGCCGAGCACACCCCCGCCUCCAGCUCUGAAGCCGGCGUGAUCCGUGAAGUCGGCGGCAUCUCCUCCCAGCUCUGGGAGGCCACGGAGCGCGUCGAUCGCGCCACAGGCAUCGGUCGCCGCCUCGGCGCCGGCGAGGCGGCGGAGGCGGCAGCCGCGGUGCGGCAGGAGACUGAUGAGCAGGAGGUGCCCGAGGACUGGAGCUCUGCCACGCCGUGUGAGAUGGCGUCUGCCUUCAUGCGGUGCCUGAACGAGCAGAUGAGCGAGCUCCGGUACGGCACCGGCGCUGACGAGGAGGCGGAUGAGGUGCUGGGUGCCUUCCCCAGCUCGGCGCUGCUCAGCAGCAGCGGCGGCGGCGUGCAGGCUGUGAUUGAGAAGGUGUCGCAAGCCACAAGCAUCGCGCGCGGCCCCGCCGGCCCGGCGGCGGUGCGCGCUCUGCGCUCCCUGACGGCAGCUGUGGGUCGUAUCGCCACGCAGCCCAACGUGUACGUGCCGCGAGACAAGGCCUCCUCCGUGAUGACCUGCCUGACUGGCAUUGCGGAGGCGCUGGAGGGCGCCGUGCGGCACACCACCACCGCCACCGGCGCGGCUGAUGACCCCGAGCUGUCACCGUCGUCCUCCGUCGACUUCUGGGCCGAGUAUGUGGAGUACGCGGCGCAGCAGCGCGGCACCGCCCUGCACCCGGCGGCCACUGCGGCGGCGGAGGCGCAUGAGAGCGGCGUGUCGCUGGAGGCGGCUGCGCUGCUGCGUGAGGCCGCGGCGGUGCUGGACUGCAUCGCAAGCAAGUCGUGCGACUUGCCGUCCCGCCAGGCGGCGGCGGCGGCGGUGCUGAACGCGCCCAGCCACCCGCUCAUGUCCUUACUGGAGACGCGCCUGUACGCGGGCGCUAGCUGGAGGUCCGACUCAGCGGCCGAGAUCGCGGCCUCUCUGGUGGACCUACUUGCCUAUGCGCUGUCGCCCGCGCGCGCCGGCAACACAUUGGCGCCCAGCGGCCGGGAGGCGCGCAACAUGGCGUGCAGCACCCUGCGGGCUUUGGCGUCGGCGCAGAAGUCUCUGGCGGGCACGCUGCGCGACCACGACGCCGACCCCGCGUCCGCGAGCAGGCUGCUGGCCGCGCUGGCGGAGGCGCUGGGCGCCGCGGCCAUCGCCCGUGACACCUUCAACCCCACGCGCGGCCCGCGCCCCGUGGCCAUGUUUGGCGAGGCCCAGCUGCUGGCGGGCCUGAGCCGCAUGUGCACCGGCGAGGCCAUGGCGAUGGCGGCGCAGUCCCACGACUCCAUCAACAUCACGCCCAGCGACGCCAGCCUGGUGCUGGAGGUGUUGGCGGAGCAGGGCCGCGUCGUGGCGGAGGCACACCGGGAGCAGAUCAGUCAGGUUCUGAACGCACUGCGUGCCGUGCCGACAUCGCUUCGCGAGCUGGCGCAGCUGCCGGGCGAGCUCAUGGUUCAGCAGCAGGCCGCGGCCGCAGCCUCAGCCGCGCGCGCCGCCCGCCGCGCCGCCUCCACUGCAACCGGUAGUGCUGCCGAGACCCUCAACCUGCUGCGCCGUACCGCCGCCGGUUAUGGUCCAGUGGCAGCGGCUGGUGCCGCGGCGGCCGUGGCGGAUGACACGCAGUCGGGCUUGGGCGGAACCAUCGCCCAGCAGCAGCAGCAGCAGCAGCAGCAGACAGACGCUUCCAAGAGCAGCAGCUGAGGUGGUUGAAGUCAGUCAAGAAGGGUUGCCCUAGGUUGGCAUCGGUUGCUGAGGUGUUGGACAUACCCUGACGCUCCCCGAUUUUUCUCAUUGUGCAUCGAACAUGCGCCUCUUUUACUUUGGUUUUGUAUGACCACCGGCAUUGUCAGACGCGCUUGUUGUUCCGUGGCCCACUGGCCCGCCCUAAGCCCUUUUUGUCAUGGGGUGCGUUUUUUGGGCAGCGUUUCGCGCGGCAACCGGUGAAUAACCUGACAUGUUCAUUCGCCUGAUGCUGUUUCCACUCAAACCGUAGCAGCCACCAUCCAAUAGUGCACGUGUACGUAGGUUCCACUGUGCACCGGUAGGGUUGACGGGGACAGUGCACGGAUUCUCGUGUGGCUGGCAACUUAAGGGCCGUCAGGCUUUACUCUGUGGAGCAACGCUACCUAGUCCGAGCAGGAUGGCGGGACCGGUGCCUGAUUCAUUGGUGCAAGAGGUGCCAUACCGUUGAUGUGUUAUUCAAAUGCAGACCAGGUGGAUACGGUACGUUGGCGAUGUCUACGUGUAUGGAGGAACAGAUGUGGAGGUGGGCAGUGUGUAGGUGGCCCCAGGCAGGGUUGCGCCAAGGCCGGCGCGUGCGAGAAUGAAAGCACCAAUGGGAAUGCGGGUGUACGGCCUGCGCCCAGUAUUGGUAGCCGUGGAACGGGUGGUGUGGCAUGGUGGAAGGGAAUACAUGCCACACGGUACCGCCUGAUCCGUACUAGGAAUCUAGGAUUCGCCUGAUCCCACUAGGAUUCGUAAAAAACACAAUAAUCUGGGGCCGACAGUCUACUGUACGACGGUGCUAGUCUCAUCUCCCGACAUGUUCUCGGCGUCUGGACGCACGCACGCAUGCACGCACGGACAUCGGUGAUCCUGCGGGCUUCGUCUUUGAAGGAUUGCUUCGCCCGUGCGUGAGGCGUAACCCCCCACAACUGCGGCCAGUGGAGCGUGGAGUGUGUGCACGCCUCAACUCUGGUCUCAACUUUGGCAGUCGUAGAUGUGUGUACGUAUGCGCGGAAUGUCCCUGCAGCGGACCCGAGGCUGGGAGAACUCACCCACGGGUU
This is a messenger RNA of Chlamydomonas reinhardtii, 3123 nucleotides long. RefSeq lists its product as uncharacterized. The transcript has 12 exons. The coding region runs from base 71 to 2038 and encodes 655 amino acids. The record is from RefSeq and is a predicted model, not a curated record. Lineage: Eukaryota; Viridiplantae; Chlorophyta; Chlorophyceae; Chlamydomonadales; Chlamydomonadaceae.